Callorhinchus milii (elephant shark) is the source of this 2944-nucleotide messenger RNA. It is a transcript of the gene tbx20, whose product is annotated as T-box transcription factor 20. The record is from RefSeq and is a predicted model, not a curated record. Gene Ontology annotation, cellular component: nucleus. Gene Ontology annotation, biological process: regulation of transcription by RNA polymerase II; positive regulation of DNA-templated transcription; cell fate specification. NCBI's taxonomy places the organism in Eukaryota, Metazoa, Chordata, Chondrichthyes, Chimaeriformes, Callorhinchidae. Gene Ontology annotation, molecular function: DNA-binding transcription factor activity, RNA polymerase II-specific; RNA polymerase II cis-regulatory region sequence-specific DNA binding.
GGGUGGGGGUGGGGGGGAAGAAGGUGGUGUUCUUCCUUUAAUCAUGGAGUACAUCAUUCCCAAACCGCAGCUUUCGUCCCGGGCUAAUGCUUUCUCCAUCGCUGCUCUCAUGUCAAGUGGAAAUUCCAAGGCGAAAGAAACCGAAGAAAACACAAUUAAACCACUUGAGCAGUUUGUGGAGAAGUCGUCUUGCGUUCAAACCUUGGGUGACCUGAGCAGCCUGGAACACAAGGAUUUCAGUGAGAAUGCAGCUGCCGUCUGCACAGAGCCGCUCAUCCCCACGAUCCCCACUGUCCCCAGCGAGGAGAUGGCCAAAAUCACCUGCAACCUCGAAACCAAAGAGUUGUGGGACAAGUUUCACGAGCUGGGCACUGAAAUGAUCAUCACCAAAUCUGGCAGGAGAAUGUUUCCUACUAUCCGUGUGUCAUUCUCCGCGGUUGAUCCCGAAGCAAAAUACAUCGUCCUGAUGGACAUCGUGCCUGUGGAUAACAAGAGAUAUCGCUACGCAUAUCAUCGCUCCUCUUGGCUUGUGGCCGGGAAAGCCGACCCACCAUUACCUGCGAGGCUUUACAUUCACCCCGUCCCCUUCACAGGGGAGCAGCUGCUGAAACAAAUGGUGUCCUUUGAAAAAGUGAAACUCACUAACAACGAGCUGGAUCAGAUUGGCCACAUAAUAUUAAACUCGAUGCAUAAAUACCAGCCCCGGGUGCACAUUAUUAAAAAGAAGGAUCACACAGCCUCUCUGGUUAAUCUGAAGUCAGAGGAAUUCCGCACCUUUAUCUUCACAGAGACAGUGUUCACGGCAGUCACCGCCUAUCAGAACCAACUGAUUACCAAACUGAAAAUCGACAGCAAUCCUUUCGCUAAAGGAUUCCGGGAUUCUUCAAGACUGACUGAUAUAGAGAGGUACUGCUUCCAGGAGGAAAGUGUUGAGAACCUAAUCCAAAAGCACACCUAUGCACGAUCACCAAUACGGACUUAUGGAGGAGAGGAUGAUGGAUUGGGAGAUGAGAACCAAGCAGCGCAGACCAGAGGGUCAGCAUUUACAACUUCAGAUAACUUAUCCCUGAGCACCUGGUUAACAUCCUCCUCCGGUUUCUCAGGUUUCCAGCACCCUCCGUCCCUUGCUGCAAUUGCCACAAGCACGGCUUCACUAGCAACGCCCAUUCCCCAUCCCAUGCAGGGUUCAUUGCCUCCCUACAGUCGGGUUGGAAUGCCCCUGACACCAUCUGCAAUCGCAAGCUCCAUGCAAGGAAGUGGACCCACAUUCCCCACAUUUCACAUGCCCAGAUAUCAUCACUAUUUCCAGCAAGGGCCGUAUGCUGCUAUCCAAGGACUGCGACACUCCUCAGCUGUUAUGACGCACUUUGUUUGAUUCGUUAAAUAGUGGCUCAUUUCACACAAGGGAAUGUGGCAUUUAGGAGUGAUGGACUGAGCUCUUAGACAUGCCUAUGGUAGAGCAAUUCAAAGGCACAGACUGAGCUAUCACUCCCACAGAUACAUUGUCACACUGCUACAAAUUUCAGAAUGCAUUGAUACAACUGAACUACCACUCCUAGAAUGCAUUGCCACCAAUUGAACAACAGCUGCUACAAUGCAUUAUUGUAAAACAACUGCAAACUUUCGAGAUGCAGUUUCUCCUUCAACCCCUUCUUCUAACAGAACCUGUCACUGGAAUGAAUUGCGAACACUACACUGGAUUGUGAGAGCCAAAUCGGGUUGCUUUAGGUGGCAGUCUGCUCAAUCGGUAGCACAUUCACCUCUGGGUCACAAGGUUGUGAAUUCAAGCCCCCAUAUCAGGGCUUGGACUCAUGGUCUAGCUUGACACUCUACUCCAUACUGGGGGAGCACUGUAUUGCUGAAGGUGCAGCUCUUGAGAUGAGAUGUUAAUCCUAGUCUGCCUAUUCAAGUGGACAUUAAAGAUCCUACAACACUAUUGAAAUAAAGAAGUGUCACCUGGCCAAUGAUACUCCAACUGGAAUUGUGACCUGGCUAUUAUGGGACCCUACUGUGCAGAAAAAUGGUUGCCAUUUUUGCCUACAAAAAGAGUUACUACCUGCAAUAAUUAUUGUGAAAUGCUUUUGAGAUGGUUCAAUGCUAUGAAAAUGUAAUUUCUGAUUUGCCACAUGACAAUAUACCAUACCACCAUAGUUCUUAUACUACAUUCCUAGAAUAGAAUGCAUUAUGAUGGUGAAACACAAAUGUCUAAGGUUUGUGCUGUAAUGCACUGCGCAGAAUAACGUAAAGACAGCCCUCUUACCUUUAGUUGCCAGGUCAGGUAGAUGAAAUAAAGGGGGAGGAGAGGGGGAAACUGAAGAAUGUGUAUUAAAAAAAGUCAUUAUGGGAGACAGCCUGGAUAUACAGUGGGAGAUGCAGUUGAAGAUGAAAAGGUGUUGUGGAGUUUCUAGAUGAGGAGAGAUUGAAUGGGCUUCGAAUAACAAUGGGGAACAGGAAAUAUGUUGCUGUUCAUGCUGCAGGCAGCAAUAUUGUAAAUAAACACAUGCUGAAUAUAUGGCUUAACCGUUGAUAGUAGACUGGAGAAGGGAAAAGCUGCAGAGCAUCACAGGUUACAGCCUCUGCCAACUCUGUAAGUGGUGUGGCAACUUAUUCUCCAGAGACUGUAAGUUCAUUAGUUGCCAAUUUUUGUUGGUUGAAAAAAUCAAUAAAAUCUCUUUGGGAAUAAUUAUGCAAUCUCAUUUAAUUUAAGUUGUGACUUUUGUCUCAUCUAAUAGCACUCUUGCCUUUAGGUCAUUCUUGUCUGUGGGUCAGUUAGUUGUGGGUUCAAGUCCCACAUCAGGACUUGAAUUUAGGGCUCCAGAGCAUUACUGGGGGGAAUGCUGCAUUGUCAGAUUUGCCAUCCUUCAGGUGAGACAUGAAACUGAGAUCCUGAAUGAUUUUUCUUCUGGAUGAACAUUAAAGAUGCCAUGGUACUAUUGAAAAAGAG